AUGAGGGUCAUUCAAGAGUAUAUGGAUAAAUUUUUGAUGCUCUUGUUGGAAGUACCACAAAUGGAUGAAGAAGAUAAACUCUAUUACUUCAUGGAAGGGCUGUAA
Messenger RNA from Spirodela intermedia, 105 nucleotides. The record is from the annotation of a GenBank genome assembly. NCBI's taxonomy places the organism in Eukaryota, Viridiplantae, Streptophyta, Magnoliopsida, Alismatales, Araceae.